AUGUGGCUUCAACUGACAAUUUUAACAAUAUUUUUCGCCUCGAUCUUUUCUGCUACAUCGUCUCCAGCAUUGUUACCAUGUUCUUUAACUUGUCUUAAUCAAACACGUACGUCACCCAAACCACCGGUGUUCUUUAUCAAUGAUACCACUGAAAAUGUAUUCAUCUUUUUUGCGAUUAAUUGUAACACCACAGAUAAUCUAACGUAUGCAAAUGUGUCAAUAUCAAUUGAUAAUACGCAUUCAAUUGAAAUUCAAAAUACUCUUCCAUUAAAUCUUCUUUCAUUCGAUCCAAUAUUUCAAAAUUUAACAUUCAAUUUAACUGUUCAUGGUACUCUUCUCGGUUACAGCCGUUUAUCGUUACAUGCCGAGUAUCUCAAUCAAUCGAAAUAUGCAUUUAAUUAUACAAAUAAUCUCAGUAUUGACUUCGCCGUGAAACGAAAAAGUACAGUACUUGAUACAAUCUUUACUGUUGCUGUGAUUAUCCUGGUUUGUAUCGGAACGUUCCUAAUUGGUUGCCGUCUGAUAACACAGAAUUUGUAUGCAAAUAUACGUCGGCCUGUUCCCAUACUUAUUGGUUUGUCAAGUCAAUUUAUAUGUUUACCAUUAUUGGCUUAUGGUUUGGCUAAGUUAGCGAAACUUGAUUCAUCAACAGCGAUUGGAUUGUUAUCAACUGGUUCAGCACCAGGUGGUGGUGCAUCGAAUAUGUAUACGGCUAUGUAUGGUGGCGAUGUUGAUCUUUCGGCUUCAAUGACAUUCAGUAGUACAAUACUUGCAUUUGGUACAUUUCCAUUGUGGAUUCUUCUAUUAGGUCGAGAAUUUAUCGAUACGCAUAAUGUACACUUUCCAUGGGAAAAUAUGUUUGCAACGUUGAUUUGCUUAAUUGUGCCAGCUGGUAUUGGUCUGUUGCUUCGUUGGCAAAAGCCUGGAAUUGCCGAUCGCUUCACCCGAUUUCUUCGAUUUAUCACCUUAUUCUUUAUUUUAUACAUCUUAACCUUCGGUAUUUACACUAAUCUCUACGUAUUCAAAUUGAUCAAUUUUCGAACUGUAAUCGUCAGUGCAAUUUUACCUUACACUGGCUUUCUUAUUGGAUUUCUCUUGUCACUCGUCACUCGACAAAAUACAGAACGUCUCAUUGCCAUAUUUAUCGAAAGUGGCUUACAAAACACAGGCGUUGCCAUCUUUUUUCUUCGUCUAUCUCUUCCUCAACCGGACAGUGAUCUCGCUAUCGUUGUGCCAAUUUUUGUUGCUAUCGCAAUCCCUAUUCCACUUCUGAUUAUUUAUACAUGCUUAAGUAUUUAUCGACGUUAUCAAAAACGACAUGAUCUAUUUGACGAUGUCGAUGAUCAUGAAGUCAUUCGUCGUGUGCACGAACGUGACAUUUUUAACGUUACAGGGCAACUGAAAUUUUGUCCAUCGGCACUCAGCGUACGGAAUGUGUCAAUAACAAAUCCACUAUUGAAAAGAUUGAGUAUUCUCAAUGUUACAUAUUUUAUUGAGCCGAAUCGAAUCAACAUCACUGCACUGGCCCGUCUAAUUGGCUUUGCACCAUUGACAGUACAUCUGUAUUUUGAAAAUACUAAUCAAUUUAGACCUGAUCGUUCUUUAUCGCAAAACAUCACCAAUGAGCAAAUUCGUUGUGCACACUCCUCUCCGCAACGGACAGAAAUUCUUCGAAAUUGCCCAAAACUUCAAUAUAAAGAUGGAUUUUAUGUUCUUAAUCAUACAAUUAAUAUUGCGAUAAAGCGACAUCAGUCCAUCAUUGAUGCUUUAUUCAUCGGUGUGGUAGUUUUGCUUGUUACCGGGGGCACAUUGUGCAUCGGUUGUGGCUUGGAUAUCGAACAGUUGAAAAAUAAUUUCAAACGGCCGAUUCCAUUGAUUAUCGGACUCUUCUGUCAACUUGUUUAUUUACCAUUACUAUCCGUGGCAAUAUCGAAAGUUUUUCGAUUAGAUGAUCCGACAAGUUUAGGAUUGUUAUCAACAGCGAGUACACCAGGUGGUGGCUCAUCUAACAUUUACACCGCAUUGCUCGCCGGAGAUGUUGACCUUUCAGUGUGUCUAACAUUUCUAUCUACAACAGUAGCAUUCGGUACAUUUCCUCUUUGGAUUUGGUCUCUCGGGAAGACUUAUGUCGAUUUUUCCAAAGCAAAAUUUCCCUGGUGGAAUAUGUUUUUGUCGAUAAUAACCCUGUUUCUUCCAGCCAUGACUGGAUUGUUACUGCGUCGAUAUCGACCAGUAUUAGCACAUCGAAUCGCCCGUUUCCUCAAUCCGAUUGCCGUUGGUUAUCUCGUCUUCAUUCUAACAUUUGGAGUUUAUAUCAAUAUGUAUAUAUUCUACAUCAUCGAUUUCAAAGCAAUUGUUGCUUGUUGUUUUCUUCCCUGGCUUGGCUUUAUCGGAGGGGCAAUUGCAUCAUUAAUUGGAGUUCGCGAUAAGAAAAAAACAAUUGCAAUUUGUAUUGAAACAGGUAUUCAAAAUACGGCUGUUGCAAUCUUUUUCCUUCGCUUGACAUUUCCUCAACCGGAAGCCGAUGUCGCUCUGGCUAACCCAAUCCUUGUCUCAAUGGCAACACCAAUACCAUUCUUAGUCUUGGUUGUGACGCGAUCGUUGAUGAAACGGUUUACUUUCUGCCGAAAAUUUCUACCGAAGAAAGCUCAACGGAAAGCCGAAAAGAAUGAUGCGAAAGAAGACAAACCUGAAAAAGCGUUGAUUAAAGAAUUACUCGACGAAAAUAAAACGGACGAUCAACAACCGGCUGGUCAGAUGGAGAAAACCUCACUAUGA
Adineta ricciae is the source of this 2778-nucleotide messenger RNA. Lineage: Eukaryota; Metazoa; Rotifera; Eurotatoria; Adinetida; Adinetidae. The record is from the annotation of a GenBank genome assembly.